Molecule: messenger RNA, 2035 nt
Organism: Aspergillus alliaceus
Lineage: Eukaryota; Fungi; Ascomycota; Eurotiomycetes; Eurotiales; Aspergillaceae
Exons: 2
Coding region: 171-1868 (565 amino acids)
Cellular component (GO): intracellular anatomical structure
Molecular function (GO): protein binding
Source: RefSeq, a predicted model, not a curated record
UGGUGGUCCAAUCGGAAAGCCUAGUGAUUCAAGGAAUAUGACCUGCAGGGAAACUUCCCCUCAAUUACUACUUGGUGCCCGACUUUAGCCAAUCGCCACAUAAAUAUGCGGACUCACAACGGACUUUGAAACAUAAUUCUCCAGCGUACUCACCUUCGGUGGAAUUGAAUAUGCAGGAAUCGUUGACUUACUAUAACCUCGGUCCGCAUCGGCGGUCGGUGACCACCGCCUCCGCAGAAGCUCAGCUCUGGUUUACCCGCGGGUUUCUAUGGGCUUAUUCAUUCAACCACGAGGAAGCACAUCGCUGCUUCGUGCGAGCGACCGAACGUGAUCCGAAAUGUGCGAUGGCGUACUGGGGUAUCGCCUACGCUAUCGGUCCCAACUACAACAAGGCGUGGAGUUUCUAUGACCGAGCCGACCUUGAGGAUACAGUGAAACAAGCGAACGAUGCAUUGGCGCGUGCCACUCUGCUCGCGGGCGAUGCCACUCCCGUGGAACGGGACUUGAUCAAAGCACUGAGAGCCCGAUUCCCUCCAUCCGAUAAUAUCCCAUCCAGUAUGAGACCACUGGACCGCGCGUAUGCGGAAGCGAUGCGUCCCGUAUAUGAAACACAUCGCUACGACUUAGAUGUGGCAGCAUUAUUCGCCGACGCGCUCAUGUGCAUUAGCCCUCGAAGGCUCUGGGACUUAGAUACGGGGAAGCCCACCGGCGACCAUACCGUCAAGGCUCAGGCUGUGAUUGAAUCAGGAUUGGCACGAGGAGCCGAAGGCCGGGACCAUCCUGCCCUAUGUCAUCUCUACAUUCAUUUGAUGGAAAUGUCGCCCGUCUCCGAGCGGGCAUUACCAGCCGCCGACCGUCUUCGUCGCCUGGUUCCCGAUGCUUCUCAUAUGUUACAUAUGCCAUCACACAUCGAUAUGGCCGUGGGCGACUAUCGCCGCGCAGUUGACUCCAACGAGGACGCCAUCGUCGCUGAUGACCUGUAUUUCAAUCGCGAGCGCGGUUCGGCCCUAUACGUCGCGUAUCGGGUGCACAAUGUAUGUGCGAAGUUGUAUGCGGCUUUAAUCUCCGGUCGGUCGCAAGAAGCCAUAUCGGCUGCGAAGAAGCUUGAUCAGAUUAUUGAUAUGAAGGUGUUAACAAGCACCACUCCCCCGCUCGCAGACUGGGUUGAGAGCUUUUUGGGAAAUUAUGCUCAUGUCCUCGUGCGCUUCGGACGCUGGGAGGAGAUCCUCCGUCUGAAACUCCCUACCGAUCGCAAAAUCUACAGUGUAACCACCGCAAGUAUUCUUUAUGCGCGUGCAAUCGCGCUGAGCGCCCUCGGUCGCAUCCCAGAAGCAACGGCCGCCCAGGCAGAGUUCGAGACAGCGCGUGCGGCGGUUCCACCGUCUCGCAUGAAUAGUAUCCCGUGUAAAGAGACCGACGUGCUCAAAGUCGCUGCGGCAAUGCUGAACGGCGAACUGGAAUAUCGCAAGGGGAACUAUGAAGCUGCGUUCUCCGAUCUCCGGAAAGCCAUUAAGCUGGAAGACGCGCUCCCGUACUCCGACCCUCCGCCGUGGAUGCAGCCUGUGCGUCAUGCCCUAGGCAGCCUGCUUCUGGAGCAAAACCGGGUUGCAGAGGCAGAGCAAGUAUUCCGAGAGGACCUUGGUUUCGCUAAGGAAUUCCCCCGCCGCAAGGCAAGACUGAAUAAUGUCUGGGGGUUGCACGGAUUGCACGAGUGCUUGAUGCGCUUGGGCAAGUCCGAGGAAGCUCUCACUCUUAAGGUUCAACUCGAUAUUGCUGUCGCCUCUGCUGACGUCCCGAUUACUACCUCAUGUUACUGUCGAUUAUCGGCGGUUGGGAAAGCAGAGUUAUGUUGUUCUGCUAAUAUUUAGAGCGGGCUUUAUAGGGUACCUUACAAGCUGUUCGUAAAAGGCUUUUUUUCAGUAUGAGAUAUUUGUUCAGACGACCGUCCCCUCACUAUCCUAUGCCUCUGUAAUUAUUAAUAACUGUUAUUGGUAUGUGAUAAAUAGCCAGAGAUCAUAAUUUUGAGACCCACUUC